CUCGCAGCCCGGAAAACUGAAAAUCAUAUCUUCUUCCAUUCAAACCCUUUGCUUCUUUCUCUGAAAUUUUCUCUAUUUAUUGCUAAUGGAAACAAGCAGUGAAGUAUCGAGCGCGCUUCAAUAUAUCAAACAUUACUUACUUGAUGAACUUUCUCCUGUGGGAUUGGGCAAGUUUUCCAGUGAAAACCAAUGGAUAAAUGAGGCAAUAUCUCAAGUUUCUACCGCCAAACCUGAAUCUCUUUACUCGCAAACUUCGAGUUGUUGUUCCUCUCUCACAGAAGCUAGUUUUAAUUGCCUUGAAGAAGAUGAUUUCUUUAAAUUCUCUCCCAAUUUCUCCGGAUUCCAGCCAAACGGAAAUAAUGUUUUCGAAUUUGAGUCGAAACCUCAUAUUAUAGAUCUCACAACACCUACGCCCCUCUCAUCCAACGGAAUUUCCUUAGAAUUUGAAGCCAAACCUCAAAUCACUCAAGUUUCUUUGAGUUCUGACUCUAGGAUUCGAAAGCCGUCGCUAAAAAUCUCUCUACCACAGAAGGUGGAAUGGAUUCAGUUCGAUAAACCGGAUUUAACUCGGCCAGAGCCGAAGGAAUCAAAUUCCGGUGACAAGAAGCACUAUAGGGGGGUCCGACAGAGGCCGUGGGGUAAGUUCGCGGCGGAGAUCCGAGAUCCGACCCGAAGAGGUUGCCGGAUAUGGUUAGGGACCUUUGACACGGCGAUCGAAGCCGCUAAGGCUUACGACCGAGCCGCUUUUAAGCUACGCGGCUCUAAAGCGAUCCUUAAUUUCCCGCUUGAAGCCGGGAAGCUGGAUUCAUGCGCCAUUUACGGAAACAGGAAACGGAGCAGAGAUGACGGCGCAGGAGAAGAAAGACGGGAAAAGGUGGUGAAGAGAGAAAACGAAAACGUGACAGAAGCGAGAGAUAACGGUGAUGUGCCUUUGACGCCGUCAACUUGGGCAGCGCUUUGGGAUCUGGAGAAUGACAUGGAGGGGGAUUUUAACGUGCCGCUAUUCUCGCCGUUAGGGUUUUCGCACAUUAUGGCAAUAUGAUGACGAGGCUAAUGUCUGAAGUGGAGGGCAGCGGGUGACGUGGAAUUUUUUGGGAUGUAUAUUGUUUAAUUGUUUUUC
This is a messenger RNA of Hibiscus syriacus, 1120 nucleotides long. RefSeq names its product ethylene-responsive transcription factor 5-like. The transcript has a single exon. Gene Ontology annotation, molecular function: DNA binding; DNA-binding transcription factor activity. Gene Ontology annotation, biological process: regulation of DNA-templated transcription; ethylene-activated signaling pathway. The record is from RefSeq and is a predicted model, not a curated record. Lineage: Eukaryota; Viridiplantae; Streptophyta; Magnoliopsida; Malvales; Malvaceae. Bases 86 to 1042 code for a protein of 318 amino acids.